This is a messenger RNA of Pseudogymnoascus verrucosus, 3465 nucleotides long. RefSeq lists its product as uncharacterized. Bases 80 to 2869 code for a protein of 929 amino acids. NCBI's taxonomy places the organism in Eukaryota, Fungi, Ascomycota, Leotiomycetes, Thelebolales, Thelebolaceae. The record is from RefSeq and is a predicted model, not a curated record. The transcript has 2 exons.
AAAAGAGCUGCGCUACUCGAGGGAAAAUUUGCUCUUCUUGCGAGACCAAUUGCCUGUAAUCAUUUGCGACGUGACAAAGAUGAAUAAUACCAAUGCUGAUUUGCUACGAUUGCCAUCACAAAUAAUGUCUGAUACUGGCCUCAAGUCGUGCCCUACAAGGGUUUUGCGACGUGUUCCAAACUUCAAAAAUAGAGACGAUGUUGGUGGCUCUGAAAAUAGUCGUCUUCAUAGACACAAGAUCUCCUUGGAGUCCGACGAAGAAGAGAUUGUGUACCGUGGACAUCCAAUCCGCCACUCCCUCAAAGAAACACAAUGGCAGUUCAAGCGUCGCGAUGACUCUGAUAGAUCGAGCCAGCCUCUGUCCGCACCAUCCGGAUACCAUGCGCAGAAGGCCGAAAACUUCCAGAAAUUCUACCGUGCCGUUGUUUCGCCAACACACGUUCGAGUGACAGCUGGCGGCCGAAUUGUUCCAAACAUUCGCGCCCCUCCGCAGCCUGUAUUCGUCUGGAACCGCGACAAGUUCUUUUUCGAGGCGAAGCAAGACAAGAAGGCUGCAGGAGCCGUAGAUGCAAACUGGCAAGAAGGUGCAGCUUUGAGACCCUCCGACCCAAACCAGUUGCCUAUCAAUAGCCCAACCACAAAUCCGAACAUUGCUACUGCUCCACCCUCCCACUCUUUAGAGAAACCAUUGAACUCCGGCACUUUGCAGCCGUCGACAAUUACUGAGCCACAGGCUCCAGAUCCUGCCCCAACUCUUCCAAAUAUCUCGGACCAAAACAGCUCGGCUGGCCCUUACCCGAUCAAGCUGUCUCCGCCAGGCCAAUUCGAUAUGACAAAGCCUUUCAUGGUGAAUGGGCAGAUGGUUUACCCCCUCCCAUCGGACUUUCAAAUCCCCCACGGCGUUCCCGUGAUACCAUUCAAUAUGCUUGGAAAUACGAUGCCUCUGCAGAAUCUACAGCCUUCCCAAUACCCUCAAAUGCCGCUUCAUCACGGCUUAUUCAACCCCAUAGAGCCUUCUUUGGGCCAGGCGCAACCAAUCCCCUAUAACAACCCACUCACGACUGGUUUUGGAGGCAUGCCUGUUCCUCAUUCAAAGAUGGGAGACCGAAGUAGUAACAACAACAGACCAGUGACCAUGCCGCCUCUACCUGGUCUUGACCACCCUCCAUACAAUCAGCCGGGGUACGUGAAACAAAAGAUAAAAUCGCUACAAGAUGAGAUCAAGAAGUUCGAUCAUCAGUUGGAUCACAAUAAGCACCAAAUCGACGAAAUACAUGUCAAGAAGCAGCGUUUCUAUGUUGAGAGUCAGAUCCAAACUCUUGAAGCAAGCUUGGCCCUGCUUCCUUCAGAGGAUUUCAAUCACUUGUUUCCAGGAGCUCACCCUCGGCCUCUGGCACCACUCAUCCCAAGUUGGGUCGCUACUCCAGUUUAUCACUCGAGAAGUUUCGAUGGAGUAUAUGACCAAGGACCGGUUCACCAACCCGCGGCAUCGAGGGCGAUAAAUCGAUCCGAGCCAUUCCAUAAUCCCACUCCAGUGCCUGCUUCCAAAGCUUCGGUCGCGAAAUCUUCUCAGACGAGCCGAACGCGCCUGAGCCUCUCUGCGGCAAAGGCAGCCCCUUUUAAGCCUAGGUCUCAACAGGGUUCACAGCCUCCCGUUGUGCAGCCACGUACCGCACCGAGCGAUGUGGGCGAAGCCAAUAGCAUCAUACUGGACGAGACCACUAGUACCCCAGCAGAACAUGGGCAAGAUAUAGAAAGCCGCCUGAAAGGCACAGGUAAUGCAUGGGCUGGGCCAAAGGGUGGAGGCAACCAUCCUAUGUCGUCAAACACUACAUUGGUUGAAAAGACACCUACUCCGGAAGUUCUCGAAACCCAGAGCUACGAAGGACGUCAUUUGAUGCCAGCAGGACAACCUCGGGGCAAUGGGUCUACUUCAGCCUCUGCGGAUACUCGUACUUUGGUCUCGGCUUCUCAUCAUACCCCGGGCAUGCCUUAUUUGAUGGGAUUUCCUCCGCCAGGAGUACCGUGGAAAGAGGCUCGAUCUCACGAACUCAUGUAUACGAGACCUCUCACCCCGGAAGAAGUUCGUGCUCGACACUUGUACUGGGGAAAUGCCAGCAAGGAAUCCCAGAAGGGCCUACCAAAAUUUGAUGGGCAAGACUUUUAUCCGCCAUCCCCGCAGAAGGGAUAUGCUCUUCCAGUCGGCCAGGGUCGCUACAGUGAGGCAUCAACGAUUAUUCGGAAGUCAAAGGAUAGUAGUGCCACGUCCAAGGAACAGGGAUUAGGUGAGGAGUCACAAGCUCUAGUUCUUCGAACAGAGGCAGUCGUGGGUGGGAGAACUUCGCCAGACAAGAAUGUUGCCCUACACGACGACAAUGAUGAUGUGGUAUCUGUUGACUCGUGGGGUGCUUCUAAGAGCGUGUGCUCCCCCCCACAGCAUGCCUCGAAAGCUGCGGCGAAAUUCAACAAGCAGUAUAGCGCAACUACGUCGGCGUUUCUACUUGGGAUGCUGAAGAACAGCCCAGCCGUUUCUUCACCACUUUCUGGGUUGUCAUCAACUCAUGCUGUAGGAUGUCUUCCGAACUAUGGCGGGACCGCAAUUCCCUCGCUGGCUCCAGGACCAAGGCCAAGCUCAUCGUUCACAUUUGACGCCCCCAACACCAAGAUUGUUCGGUCUGCUUCUGGCCUGUCGGUUCGACAUGAAAAUCGGCCGCCAUCAAGGGCCGGGUCCGCUUCAGCGGGCGGGUAUACUGCCGCCGAAUUUCUAGCCAAAGUUAACCGUCAAAAUGAGGAACGCCAGGGCAACGCCGAGCCAGAUUGGAAAACCGCGGCUAAUGGAGUUGGGUCUGUUGCCAAUUCGAGCUGGUAAUUCUAAUGUAACUAUGGAGCUGCCUUAUCAGAAUUUCGGGAUUUCUGUGUCGUCAGUUGCCUUUCGAGCUGUUGGGGAGGAAGUUAUAUGUUUCCAUACAUACAUAUCCAAGGUUAUUGUCUUCCGGAUUUUCUUCGAGGGGUGUUUGUAUCGAUCAUUGCGGUUCACAACUCAUACGACAUUCCACCAGCAUGAAUACGCCUUCGCAACAAUUAUACUUGGGGCAUUGUGACGUGGCUUUGAAUAGCAUUCCUACGGUGGAUGUUUCUCUUUUAUCGAGGGCGUUCUGUUCAGGAUUUUACUGGCAUAACAUACAUUACUUGUGGUAUGGACGAGUUUCUGGCGGUUGGGUUUUCGGUAUUUUCUUUUCACGCUUAAUAUUUGCUUUUACUUUGUGGUGUACUGGAGUCAUUGGGGAGUAAGAAUAUAUAUAUAUGGUGUGGUUGUGAAUGGGUGAGGGGGUUGUAUUCUGAACAGUGGUAUAGUGGAGGAAAGAAGUUACUGUGCGCUUUUCGGCAUGAUAAUAGGGGGGUGUAUGGGGGGAUUAUAAUUGUCGGAUUGAAGAGGGAAGCAUUCAUUGUGUAAGAGUAGCAGAG